Auanema sp. JU1783 is the source of this 1257-nucleotide messenger RNA. Lineage: Eukaryota; Metazoa; Nematoda; Chromadorea; Rhabditida; Rhabditidae. The record is from the annotation of a GenBank genome assembly.
AUGAGGAUAUUCCUGGUAGCCUGGCUUAUAUGCCAAAUAGAAGCCGUUGACGAUUUUAUUGGCUCUCAAAAAUCAUAUAACAGACAAAUUUUCGUCGAGGCAGCAUCGUAUCCUUCGUCGUUUAAGCGGAUUCUUCGCAGUUCCCAGACAUUCCCAGCUUAUAACAGACCCUUACGAUCAAGGGUAUUUAGAAAUGUUCAACAUAUAGCUUCAUUUAGCAGCGAUGAGCCUAGAUUAUAUAGAGCGUCAGGACGUUUCACAAAGAGAGCACAAGCUGUACCUACUCAUGAGUUGGCUAUUCAAAAGCCAGAAUCAGUCCAAAUAGUUUCGUAUAACUACGAAGGAGAUAAACACCAUGUAAAUAAGUUAUUAGAAGAUAACAUGACUAUGCCUGAGGCAUCUGAGAUGGCUAGAGGUAUGGAAAGGACAACCGUCGCUGUAAAAACUGAAGAUGUCAUAAUACAAAGAACAACUCCUAUCCCCAUCCAGACAACACCAACUAUCUUCAAAGCUCCACCUGUUGUUUCUUCAAUCACUGAUGAAAAGCAUGAAUUCAAGCAACCACCUCCAGCAUUUGUUCAGAGGAAUCUGCUCACUCGACCUGGACCAUCUCCAACAAGAACAUUCUCUCAAACAGUUGUAGGACAAGCUACUAAUAAUCAAGGAUCUGCCAUUCCUAGUAGAAUCAACAUGGGUGGAAUCGGUGGAAUUCCACCAUUAGCUCCUCCACAACCUUCACCACUGCAACAAGCUGGACAGCUUUUCUUGCCUGUUCCACAAAUUAACUCACCUUCUGAAGUUAAAGAUAUUAACAGUCAAUCGGCUUUACCUCCACAGUUGCCACCGCCCAUUCAGCCAUUACCGGCACUCCCAAAUUUGGCGCCUCCCAUGCUGCCUCCUCCGGUUCCACCUAAUCUUCCGAACAACUUAGUUCCGAAUAAUCUUGCUAAUGGUAUUGGUUCUCCAAUCACUUCACCUAUGGCGCCACCGCCACCUCCUCCUCCACCUCCACAUUUACCAGAAAACCGGUUUGAGGUUAUUAAUGGUCAAGCAGCUAAUUCAUCUCUGGAACAGCUAGGAUGUAGCUUUGAUUGGUUAACAAACUCAUGCAAAGAUUUGUUUGCACUCGGAUGGUGUGGACGAUGUCAUGAUUUCGGAAAUAUCUUCCUGCACGACUGUAAAUGUAUUCACCCGUUAGUACCUGUACCUCAGCGCCAACAAUCACCUCGACCAGCCUUAUUCUGGCUAUUUAAUUAA